CCACAUGUCGGAGAGCUCUUGUCUCUGUUUCGUGCAUCAGCAAACGCAAGGGUAUAAAACCCUAGAGUACCCCUCAUUGAGCUUUACUUGCCCCAUCCUUCUCUCAUCAACUCCAACCCAACACUACAACACCACCACACAUCACAAUGUCUAAGUCCCAGGUUUUCUUCGACAUCACCGCCAACGGCUCGCCCCUUGGCCGCAUCGUCAUGGAGCUCCGUGGCGACGUCGUCCCCAACACCGCCGAGAACUUCCGCGCUCUCUGCACUGGUGAGAAGGGUACCGGCCGCAGCGGCAAGCCCCUCCACUUCAAGGGCGCUUCCUUCCACCGUGUCAUCCCCCAGUUCAUGCUCCAGGGUGGUGACUUCACUGCUGGCAACGGUACCGGUGGUGAGUCCAUCUACGGCGAGAAGUUCAGGGACGAGAACUUCACCCUCAAGCACACCGGCCCCGGUAUCCUCUCCAUGGCCAACGCCGGCCCCAACACCAACGGCUCCCAGUUCUUCAUCUGCACCGAGAAGACCUCGUGGUUGGAUGGCAAGCACGUCGUCUUCGGCUCCGUCGUCGAGGGUCUUGACGUCGUCAAGAAGGUCGAGACCUACGGUUCCUCCAGCGGCUCCACCAAGGCCAAGAUCGUCAUCGCCGACUGCGGUCAGCUUGCUUAAAUGCUUGCACGGACGCGAGGCGGACAAAAAGCAUUCGAACAAUGGAUUGAAAAGUUUCAGGACACAAGUGAGCGGGAUCUAGUAUGGCUUCGAUGCCAGAACAACCCACGGAUACACGAUACUGGCUGAGAUGGAGUAAGGCCAUUGUGUCUACAUAACGAGACAAUGAUACUGAUGACUUCGCCAAUCGCAGC
Boeremia exigua is the source of this 859-nucleotide messenger RNA. Its product is annotated as cyclophilin-like domain-containing protein. Gene Ontology annotation, biological process: protein folding; protein peptidyl-prolyl isomerization. Lineage: Eukaryota; Fungi; Ascomycota; Dothideomycetes; Pleosporales; Didymellaceae. The coding region runs from base 147 to 665 and encodes 172 amino acids. Gene Ontology annotation, molecular function: peptidyl-prolyl cis-trans isomerase activity. The transcript is spliced from 4 exons. Gene Ontology annotation, cellular component: intracellular membrane-bounded organelle. The record is from RefSeq and is a predicted model, not a curated record.